Molecule: messenger RNA, 1094 nt
Organism: Lactuca virosa
Lineage: Eukaryota; Viridiplantae; Streptophyta; Magnoliopsida; Asterales; Asteraceae
Source: the annotation of a GenBank genome assembly
CUCUGGUACUCGGUCUUUUCUGUUUCAAGAUCAUCUAGAAACUCACUGAUAGAACACUGAGCAAUGGGAAGAUCACCAUGUUGUGAUAAAAAUGGACUGAAGAAAGGUCCAUGGACACAAGAGGAGGAUCUCAAACUCAUGGAAUAUAUUCAACUUCAUGGACCUGGUAAUUGGCGAACCCUUCCCAAGAACGCUGGACUUCAACGAUGUGGAAAAAGUUGUCGCCUUCGAUGGACAAACUACUUGAGGCCUGAUAUCAAAAGAGGAAGAUUCUCAUUUGAAGAAGAAGAAACUAUCAUUCAACUACACAGUAUGCUGGGGAAUAAGUGGUCAGCAAUUGCUGCUCGUUUACCUGGAAGAACCGACAAUGAAAUCAAAAACUACUGGAACACCCACAUUCGCAAGAGGCUACUCAGAAAUGGAAUCGAUCCAGUGACUCAUAGUCCUCGUCUCGAACUCAUGGACCUUUCUUCCAUACUCAACUCAGCUCAACUAAAUCUCUCAAACCUUUUGAACCUCCAUACGCUUGUAAAUCCCGAAGUCCUUAGGCUUGCCACUCUAUUAGCCACAUCCUCAAAUCAAGAAAACCAAGAUUUGUUUUUCAAUAACCAAAUCAAUCCUAUGAACCAAACUCUUCAUCAUCAGCUUCCAAACUGCAGUUCCAUUCCAACAAGUGUUCCAAGUACUCAGCUUUUGAAUCAAGAGAGUCACAGUGAUCAGUAUUUUUCACCAAACUUGGUUAACAUGAAUGGCCAAGUUGUUGAUGGAAAUUUCAUGCCCCCAUGCAUAUCGAAUGAUCUUGUUACCAUUCCAAACCAAACGCAAAGUGAUCAAUAUAGGGCACAGACAUCAGAGACCUCGAGUUUCGAGCCAUCAAGUGUAGAAAAUAAAUACAACCCUACAAGCCAGAACUUCAACUUUGAUUCGGUUUUAUCAACACCCAUGUCAAGUCCUACGCCGCUGAACUCAUCAUCAACUUUCGUCAACAGCAGCUCCACUGAGGAUGACAGAGAAACUUACUGCAGCAUGUUUAAAUUUGAGAUUCCAGAAAGCUUUGAGUUUGAAGAUUUCAUGUUAUAGCUAGCUAGUACGAC